GGGGACACACCCACUACACUUUUACACUUCCGCAAACUUUCUGUGUUUUUCUCCCCCCCUUCUGUCUUCGUACAGUUUCUUCUACUUCGACAAGACCAUUUUUAAGCUAUCUGGCGUUUAAACGUUUUGAAUCCAAAAAUAUGAGCGAAAUAAAGAUGAACCAGCCAGACACAAAUGAGGAGAGCGGGGAGGAAAAGGACUGGGCGGCGGCCAAAAUCUUUUUUGAAAGCCUCAAAACUAACAAACCGAGACCGCCUAAACCCAGGUUUGCUGUCACCGUCGCGGUGUCUUCCCGCACCCUCUUCAACAUGGUGGCAGAGAGGGAGAUCUAUGAGGAAGAAGGAGUAGAGAAAUACGUCGCCUAUCAGGUGGAACAUGAAGAUGAAGCUCUCAAACCAGGGGCUGCGUUCCCUUUCGUCAAGGCUCUGAUGACAGUCAACUCUCGACUCAGGGAGCUCUACCCGGACAGCGAAGAGUUGUUCGAUAUUGUCCUCAUGACCAACAAUCAUGCCCAAGUUGGAGUGCGCCUCAUUAACAGCAUCAAUCAUUACGAUUUAACCAUCGAGAGGUUCUGUAUGACUGGAGGAAAAAGUCCAAUAGGCUACUUGAAAGCCUACAUGACCAACUUGUACCUUUCCAAAGAUGCUGAGAAAGUGACAGAGGCCAUCGAAGAAGGCAUCGCGGCGGCCACCAUGUUUUCGGCAGAGACUGAGAACGAGCUUUGCGACACGCAGCUGAGGGUGGCGUUCGAUGGCGACGCCGUCCUCUUCUCGGAUGAGUCCGAGAUCAUUGUGAAGAAGCACGGCCUGGACUCGUUCUUUGAGCAUGAGAAGAAGUUUGAGAACCUGCCGCUUACUCAGGGCCCUCUUAAGGGCUUCCUGGAGGCUUUGGGGAAGCUCCAGAGGAAGUUCUACGCCAAGAAUGAGCGCUUGAAUUGUCCCAUCAGGACCUUCCUGGUCACAGCUCGCAGCGCCGCCAGCUCGGGGGCUCGGGUCCUGAAGACCCUCCGCAGCUGGGGCCUGGAGAUCGACGAGGCGCUCUUCCUGGCUGGAGCCCCUAAAGGGCCCCUCCUGCAGAAGAUAAAGCCUCACAUCUUCUUUGACGACCAGAUGUUCCACAUUGAGGGGGCCAAAGAGCUGGGCACCAUCGCUGCUCACGUCCCCUACGGCAUUGGACAGAAAUACAAUAGAGGAAAACUCAUCGAGCAGCCCAAAAAGGAGUGAUCUGCUCAUGGACCGAGGAUCAAAUGAAAAAAAAAGGGUAAAGCAUUAAAGUUGUACAUCACCGUCAACUCAAUUCGAAAUUUGUAUUUCACAAAGAUGGAGACUUACUUUUGUAUUUUCUAUUUCUUUUUUAGCAAAAAAAAAAAAAAAAAAAAAAAAAAUCACUUCUAAGUUUGAAGCCAUACAGUGGAACCUCAAAAGUUGAACACAUCCAAAAGAGGCUAGCCAUAUAUUUAUAGAUAGAUAUACCUCAAACCAUCUUCAGGAUGCUGCUAACCUUGUCAUACAUCAUCAGCUCAGUGAGUAUCAAAACAGCAUCAACAUGUCACCUACCUUACAAGGUUAAUAGUCAUGGCAUAGGAGAGAAGAGUAAUGAAAUCCAUAGAAAUGGAAAUUACAAAUGAGCAAUACUAAUAAUUAUUGACACAGACUUUACCGAGUCAAUGGCAUGUUGAAUGGUAAAUGGGUUGUACUUGUAUAGCGCUUUUCUACCCCUUUUUAAGGAGCCCAAAGCGCUUUGACAGUAUUUCCACAUUCGCCCAUUCACACACUGAUGGCGGGAGCUGCCAUGCAAGGCGCUCACCAGGAUCCAUCAGGAGCAAGGGUGAAGUGUCUUGCCCAAUGACACAACGGACGUGAUUAGGAUGGUAGAAGGUGGGGAUUGAACCAGUAACCCUCAGAUUGCUGGCACAGCCACUCUACCAACUUCGCCACGCUGUCCCCGUGAACAUACAUUUGCUUUAAUUAAAAAGCUCAAGAUGUUUCUACGCUGCCAGCAAUACCCAUAAAAGGCCACUAGGUGACAGUAUCACUGUGCAGAAACCUUCCUUUUCCCUCUCUGUUUUACCUUAGUAUCAUUACAGAGGGUGUCCUGUCUUUUUACACUUCAUAGUAAAAAUGCACCAAAACAUGACUAGGACAGUUAAUAACAGUUUUAUGACAUUUUAACCCUAGAACAGACUGUUACUGUGAUUUAUUUUUUUAACGUUGAAACCAGGCCUCUCCUAAUUUGAUUGUGUUCGAUUUUGGAGGCGCCACUGUACCUUAAAGGCUGUAUCUACACACUGUUACACUUCAUAAUAUGCUACACUGUGUGAUAGUAUACAAUGUCAUACUACAUUUUCUAUCUUGUUUUACUCAUUUUGCAGCACGUUUUUUAUUGUAAGUUAUUGCCAUUGUGUUCAUGCCUCAUUUCUCCGUGCUUUGUUUACAUCAUUGCACUACCUCUGGAAAACUGCUGUCUCUACAAAAUUACUCUUUCAUAUUGUCUUUUCAUAUACCAAGAAUGUGGAAGAAUCCUGAAUUUUCAACCAUAGGUUGAACGUUACUGCCAACACUCAGUCUAUUUUUUAGAUCAUAAUCACCAUAAUAACCAUGUUUGUGCCUUUGUACUUGCACAUAUAAUGGAACCCCAGUGACUUACUAUUUUAUAUUGAUUUAUUAAAGCACAUAAAAUAUUAUCUAGACAA
Nerophis ophidion (straightnose pipefish) is the source of this 2692-nucleotide messenger RNA. Its product is annotated as cytosolic 5'-nucleotidase 1A-like. The record is from RefSeq and is a predicted model, not a curated record. Gene Ontology annotation, biological process: nucleotide metabolic process; adenosine metabolic process. The transcript is spliced from 6 exons. NCBI's taxonomy places the organism in Eukaryota, Metazoa, Chordata, Actinopteri, Syngnathiformes, Syngnathidae. The coding region runs from base 141 to 1223 and encodes 360 amino acids. Gene Ontology annotation, molecular function: 5'-nucleotidase activity; magnesium ion binding; nucleotide binding. Gene Ontology annotation, cellular component: cytosol; cytoplasm.